Molecule: messenger RNA, 1116 nt
Organism: Fomitopsis serialis
Lineage: Eukaryota; Fungi; Basidiomycota; Agaricomycetes; Polyporales; Fomitopsidaceae
Exons: 3
Coding region: 240-950 (236 amino acids)
Source: RefSeq, a predicted model, not a curated record
GCAGUGCUGAGCGGGAUGUUGAUGUCCGCGAAUACGCCGUCAGCGAACCUGACAGCCCCGUCGAGGUUAUCGAGAAUACGGACGCGACCUUGGAAUUGGAGGACUUCGACGACCCGACGGCUGAUGCUCCAGAGAUUGAGGAUACAUCGGAGGCCACUCAGGGCGAGGACACAUCCGCUCCACACAAGGAGGACAUUGUCGAGGAGAGCGGUGCCUUCGGUCACGCUGACGCUUUGCCUAUGCUGAUGGACAUCACCGCCCCUGACCUGCAUGAGCGUAUGCUCGAGCCGGGCGUGCCUAUGCCAGUCUCCGCCGACCCGACAGUCCCUGAUCCAACAAGUGUCGCACCUAGCCCCGGAGAGACUGAAACUGUUACGCCCGCCGAGGUAGACGCGUCAGGUGCCUCAACGAGCCGGGAUUCAUCGGUCAGUGGCAGACCGUCGUCACGAGACCGCAGCCCGAGCGGACUCUUCACGGCGGACAACUCGCGAGCAGUCACUCCGAAGUUGCGAUCGAGCGACCUGGGUGACGGGCCUGUCGAAUCUCCAUUGAAGCAGGUUGUCACAGCGGAGCAACUAAGUGGUGUUGACGAGCCGGACGGUGCGUCUACUGAUGUCGACGACGCCCAAUAUGUGGCGGUCGAUGCUGAUGCGCCACAAUUGCCAGAGCCACCUACCGUCAUAGCGGAAGAGAGCGACGUUGCUUCCAGUCAACAAGCGCUCAUAGACACCGUGGAUCGCAAGCGAGAAAAUGGAGCUGCGGCGACCAGCGAGCUGGAUGAACUCAACCUCGAGUAUCCCUCUGAUACAGAGGAGCAGCCUGCGAUUUCCGGAGGAAGAAGCAAGAAAUCGACGUGCAUAUCAACCCGGAUACGAGCCUCGAUGUUGACGCCGAAGGUGACGUUGAUCCCGACUAUGUGCCUGAGCAGCAUGCUCUUGCAGCCGACCUGAAGGUAGCGUAUAAUGCGGGCGUCGUGGUGUCUGAGGAGCCCGUAGCGGAUAAGGUCCAGAGGGAUGACACGCUUGCAAUUCUGGGAACGGAGGUCGAGGUAAAGGAGCCCAGCACAAAUCUCCCGGGUGCUUCCCAGGAGACGUCAAAGACUCUCGUGGCCAGCCA